Molecule: messenger RNA, 1019 nt
Organism: Anopheles merus
Lineage: Eukaryota; Metazoa; Arthropoda; Insecta; Diptera; Culicidae
Exons: 2
Coding region: 39-347 (102 amino acids)
Source: RefSeq, a predicted model, not a curated record
UAAUAAUUGCAGCGUAAACAGUCGUCUGGUCACCUAAAAUGAUUCGAACAAAAGCACAUUUUAAUCGUGAGAGGUUUAAGCGUUCCUCGUCGAUGCGCCGCAUGACGGCCAGCGUGUCGGGGGCGGAUCUGUGUCGCAGCAUCGACUACGAGCCGGUGCGGGCGCCACCGCUCGCCACUGCUUCCCUGACCGCUUCCCUCUCCAUCCCCGCGGAGUGUAUCGUGCUGUCCGUGGCGGAUGAGCCGAGUCCGGAGCGCAAGGUGCAGAAGCUGGAACCGACCGACGCACCGUGCUACAUACGCAAGGAUGGCCGCGCUAUACACCCGAAACCGUUCCGGACGUACUAGGCACGGUCUCGAAACGAUGCACAAGGUUAUGUUUUGCCGGUGCGAUGAUGUAUCGUGGGGAUCGUUGUAUGGACAACAUCGAACAAAACCUUCAAAGGAUGGGUGUACGAACGAUUGAUACCCUAAUCUUCCACGCCUACACGACGCUGUGCCGACACGAAGCGAACCACAUUUGGCAUUAAUAGUCACGGUUGUAGACUUUUCUUUUUAGAGUGGAGCGUUUUAAGUUAAUGUAGUAAACGAUCUAAACCCGUUACGCUAGUGCUUUUAUAUGUUUGUAGUUUAAAACAAAUAAUUCAAAAACAAGCAAGGCUCAAGAAAUUAGAGUGUCCACAAAAGUCUUAGGCCGUUCCGUAAAGCCAAUGCGAAGCCGUCAAUGAAACCGAUUUCGACCCAACAACUGAACAUCUUUUCCCGGUGGUGAGAAAAUUUGAAAUCAGAAACCGGACCAGAAUAAGCAAAUGCAAAAAUAGGGAAGCUAAAUCGUUAAUCGCCCCAAAUGGAGGACGGACAUUACUGUGCCACUGUUUUCGGUAGCUGAAAAUAGGGCGACAAGUAAUCGAGACAACGACAACAACGAGAUGUGCAGAGUAACGCUAUGUAACGCCUUAACUAAGCCUAAACCGAAGCUCGACGCGUGUGUCCCGCGUCUAAAACGGAACCGGCUCGCGG